Molecule: messenger RNA, 2036 nt
Organism: Numida meleagris (helmeted guineafowl)
Lineage: Eukaryota; Metazoa; Chordata; Aves; Galliformes; Numididae
Gene: CD5
Product: CD5 molecule
Exons: 10
Coding region: 59-1519 (486 amino acids)
Biological process (GO): T cell costimulation
Cellular component (GO): plasma membrane
Source: RefSeq, a predicted model, not a curated record
GCUCCACGCACCUCCCGCUCAGCCACCAGCGCCAGGGCGGAGGAGGCAGCGCGGCCCCAUGGCAGCCCGGCCGCCUGCCCUGUGCCUCCUGCUCCUGGUGGGGAUGUGGGCCAGAGGAGCGGCGCAGGGCCCUGCAGCAGAGCCCACCUUGAGGCUCUCCGGCGGUGGCUGCCGCUGCGCUGGGCUGCUGGAGGUGCACGUGUGGAGCGGAUGGAGCCCUGUGUGCUGGCGUGGAGUGAACCAGGACAGCGUGUGCCGGCGGCUGGGCUGCGGCCCUCCGACCAAGCUGAGCUUCGUGCAGCCCAGCCUCGAGGAGCAGCAGGCAUGGGCUAUGCAGUGCAGGGGGAAGGAGAGGUGCCAGUGGAUGCCCACCAACUGCAGCCAGCACGCCGCCGUCGCCUGCAGUGAGCCGGAGCCCACCAGCACCGAGCCCCCGCCCGUACCUUCCACCACCAGCCCCGAGCCCACCGGCGCCCCAUGGCUGCGGCUGGUGGACGGCAACUUCAGCUGCUCGGGCUUUGUGGAGCUGCACCUGCGGGGCCGAUGGGGGGCCGUGGCGCUCGGCCCAGAGGCUUGGCCAGAGCUGCCCACCCGCAUCUGCCAAGCACUUGGCUGCAGCAGCCCCCGCGCUGUCCCCAUCGGUGUGCCCGUGGGUGACUCCAUUGGCAUCUCCACUGACGGUCCCCUUGGUGGCCCACUGAGCGGCCCCGUGGCUCUGCCACCACGAAGCCGCCUGCCCGUGCGGUGGGAGGCGCUGGGGUCGUGCACCAGCCCUGAGCUGCUCGACUGCUUCAACUGGACCAGCCACGGGCACGGGAGAGCGUCCACCUUCCUCAUCUGCCCAGGUUCCCAGCCGCGUGCCAAGCGCAGGCUGGCAGGAGGCCCCACGCCGUGCGAGGGGUACAUCGAGGUGUUCCAGAAGGGCCGCUGGCACGUGCUCUGUGACAUGCAGGGAUACGGUGCUGAGCGAGGCCGCCAGCUCUGCAGGGAGCUGCGCUGCGGGGACCUCUCCUACAGCACCGAGCUGCGGAACCCCCGUGUCAGCGGGGUCACCUGCAGGGAACACUACCUCCACCUCUGUCCCGAGAGCCUCCAGGAGGUCCGUGCCUGCUCUCGCACCCUCGUGGUCUGCCAGGACUCGAAGCCACCUCCCGCUGGCACCGCACCCGGCACGGUGGCCAGCAUCUGCCUGGGCCUGCUCCUGCUGGGAGUCCUGCUGCUCAUCUGCGGUCCCCCUGCCUACAGAAGGCUGAUGAAGAGGAUCUCCAAGAAGAAGCAGCGGCAGUGGAUCGGCCCCACGGGGCUGCACCAGAGCGUCUCCUUCCACCGCAACAGCACCGUCACCCCGAGGGCGAGAGCGGAGGAGCAGAGAGCGCGGGGGGAGGACAACGACUACGCUCAGCCCCCCCAGAAGAGCCAGUCGGCGUACCCAGCCCUGGAAGGCGCAGCGCGAGCUUCCAGCGUCCCGGACAACUCCUCCGACAGCGACUACGACCUGCACUCUGCCCGCAGGCUGUGAGCCGCAGAGGUAGGGCCGGCCCAUGGACGGGAUGGGCAAAUUCAGCCGCACGGAGCUGGUGGAAUAGAUGGAUGAAAGCCCACACAUCCCCGUCCCCACGGCGUUGGAGCCCAGCCGGCUUCACUCGGGGACACCCCUGCUGGAGCUGCGCCCACCCGCACCCUUUGCUGCGCUCAUCUCUGACCCCACAGCGGCUUCGGGGUGCGGCAGGGCCCCAGCCUCUGAGCAACCUUUCUCUUCUUCUUCCUCAUCCUCUCACUUCUGGGCCUCCCUCCCGCUUGGGAAAGUGCGAGGCGGGGGCUUUCUGAGCUCUGCGCGCCUCUGAAAGUUUGCACCGUGGGGCCAAGGGCUGCUGCAACUCGACCGCGCGCGCGCCCCCAAGGGCUUUAAGCGGAGACACGAGCUCGGCUGCGCGUGCGCAGGACAGCACGAGGUUUUUGUGCAAAAAGCAGAGCACGGCUGGGCGGCACAGGAAGAGCAGAAACAUCGAGAAGCAAUCCAUUUAAGGGGUAAUAAA